UCAGUCGACAGCCACACCCCGUCAGCAGCCGAACAGUGCCACAUCAGCAGUCCUCAGGCCUGGUCUAUGCUCACACACUUACAAACAGCCGGCAUGGAUCAGAAGUCCAGGGAAACGGCCGAGGCCUAUCAGGCCCGGAUGCUGGCUUUGAUUACCGAAGCCAAGAAACGGUCGGAUGAGGUAGCAGCCACAGAGAAGAAGAAGGCAGAGGAUGCCGAGAAGGCACGUUUGUUGGCAAUCGAACAGCAGCGCCAACAAGACGAGGCAGCAGCAAAGGCUGCCGAUGAAGAACGAAAUCAACGACGCGAGAAGAUUUUCAACGGAGACUCUGAUCGCCUCAAUGCAUUGGAGAUCGACGUCGAAACCCUCAAGGACGACACGCAGCUACAACAAACCGCCACGCAACAACUGGAGCAGCGGAUCUGUGCUGCCGCCUCCACACCGAGUUCGACACCGCGUGAGACGACUCCAAAGUUCGAUGGUCAGGAGAUCUUCUGCGAUUCAACGAAGACGAACCCGAUUUCGUGGUUCCGCAAGUCCGAGCUCAAGUUGCAGCUACACCACGUCAGCGAGGACAAGCAUCACGCGUACUUAUACUCCCGGUCGGGGGCCGCGUACCAAGCAUGGUUGGACAAUCUCUUGUCCAUGUACGGGGUGGUAGUUGCCGACUUGUACACCAAGAUCAGGUGGGAUGAUCUAAAGGCGGUGUGGGAUAAGCAGUUCCAAGUAGAGCCGUCGGAGAUCAAGGCAAUGGACAAAUUGUUGAACUUCGAACAAGGCACGCUGCCAAGUGUUGACUGGAUUGCCGAGUACCAACGCUUGACAUCCGUCCCAGACAUUCAGAUGGGCUUCAAGGCCGUCAAACACUACAUCACGAGGUCGUGUCCAACGUCGGGCAACGCCUUGACUCAUGUCGAGGACACCCUGACGACGACGGCAGAGCUUUUUGACAAGCCCGCGCAGAUCAUUAUCACGAACAAGGAGGCCACAAACCUCAACCGUUCGUCUGUGACAGGCCCGAGCAGAGAUCAGCAUCAGCCGAAAGUGGCCGUGGUCGCGGCGACAACGCCAACCGACCCUUCUAGCGAGGCGGUGUCUACAAAUGAAGGGGACAGACUCGCAGCCGCCCGAGAUGGUGGCUGCCCCGGCAAAGGCCGAGGACACGGCAAGACGAAGACAAACACCUCAUUUAUCCUCGGGCCCGGCGCAGCAGCUCCAGCCCCAUGGUCUCACUACGGUCUCUCGAAACGUGCGUACAAGCUACGCACGAGAUUCCGCUAUUGUCUGUGGUGUAACAGUGAUCUCCACGACACAGUGGGUUGCCCGUCGAAAGGCAAGGGCAAGUCGGGAAACUGAGCACCACUGGGAGUGAAUCAACAAUACUCUCGAUG
This is a messenger RNA of Chara braunii, 1391 nucleotides long. Lineage: Eukaryota; Viridiplantae; Streptophyta; Charophyceae; Charales; Characeae. The record is from the annotation of a GenBank genome assembly.